Messenger RNA from Aspergillus uvarum CBS 121591, 1275 nucleotides. Its product is annotated as putative transcription initiation factor TFIID subunit 13. Gene Ontology annotation, biological process: transcription by RNA polymerase II; RNA polymerase II preinitiation complex assembly. Bases 1 to 1071 code for a protein of 356 amino acids. Gene Ontology annotation, cellular component: transcription factor TFIID complex. The transcript has 2 exons. The record is from RefSeq and is a predicted model, not a curated record. NCBI's taxonomy places the organism in Eukaryota, Fungi, Ascomycota, Eurotiomycetes, Eurotiales, Aspergillaceae. Gene Ontology annotation, molecular function: protein heterodimerization activity.
AUGUCGUCCGGCAGUUACCGCCACCGCCUUCCGGGGUCGAGGCCCGCGCUCCGCUAUGCGCCGCCGCCGCGGGUCCGUCCUACACCCCGUGUUACCUGGGCUACUCCUACAACUACAACAAGACCUUCACCACCACCUCCACCAUCCCGACAACCACCAUCCUCAUCCGCAUCGCAGACCUCAACCCCGCGCGCUGCUGCUCAAGCGCACCCUCCAACCCGGACGGUCUCGUCCGGUCCACCCCGCCACCGCAGCACAGGCCAUGUGUCGAGUAAACUCGCCCCUCCUUGGCCCUGGAACCCCGAAGAAACAGACCUAAUUCACGCCGGAUAUCGACCCGCCUACCCUCCUCCCCCCCUCAAACCCGACGCAGCAACCGAACCAGCAGGAGCAUCCGCAUCACCAACACCCACAAUCACAGCCACCACCAAACCCAAACUCAAAUCCAGAGCCACUACCCCCACCCCCAAGAAAAUGGCCGAACCUCGAGCACGUGCCGCCCGGCACAAAGGGCAGAUGAACUUCGCCUCGGAGCUCCGGCUCCUCCUCCUCGCCUACGGCGACCCAAGCCCCCACCCCUCGUUCCCCUCCGAACCCCUCCCGGAGACCGUCCGCGUCCUCGACGAGAUCGUCACCGACUUCGUGCUGGAGAUGUGCCACGGCGCCGCGCAGUACGCGAGCUACUCGCGCCGCCAGAAGAUCAAGGUGGACGACUUCCGGUUCGCGCUGCGCCGGGACCCCAACAAGCUGGGCCGCGUGCAGGAGCUGCUGCGCAUGGAGCGCGAACUGAAGGAGGCGCGGAAGGCGUUCGAUCAGAAUGAUGAUCAGGUCGGGAAUCUUAAGGAUGCCGCGGCGGCGGCCGCGGCCAAGAAAGGUGCUGGUGGUGCUGGUGGUGGUGGUGCUGCUGCUGCCGCCGGGGACGAGGAUUUCGGGGCCGCGGAGAGUGUGGAUGGGAGGAAGAGUAAAGGGAAAGGGAAGAGGAGUGCUGCCGCCAGGAGGGAUUCGGAUGUUACCGAGGAGGGCAGUGUGACGGCUGGGAUGGCGAAGAAGAGGAAGGUGGGUGGUGGUUGAGUUUAUUGAUCUGGUUGCAUUCUUUUCUUGGCUGGCUAUGUUGUUGUCACAUGGCGUUCUUGGGGUUUCUUUUUUACUUUUGCCCUUAUAUUGGAGGGCGGGGCUGGCUACUGGGAUUGCAUUGUGCCUCGGGUGUAUUUAUAUAAAGUGAUAUCCCAUUAUUCAUUUGUCAUUGACAGGGGAACGUUGAUGAUAACAAAUCAG